This is a messenger RNA of Ruditapes philippinarum (Manila clam), 1326 nucleotides long. RefSeq names its product probable dual specificity protein phosphatase DDB_G0281963. The transcript has 9 exons. Gene Ontology annotation, biological process: protein dephosphorylation. Gene Ontology annotation, cellular component: nucleus. Lineage: Eukaryota; Metazoa; Mollusca; Bivalvia; Venerida; Veneridae. The coding region runs from base 212 to 1240 and encodes 342 amino acids. Gene Ontology annotation, molecular function: protein tyrosine/serine/threonine phosphatase activity. The record is from RefSeq and is a predicted model, not a curated record.
ACGAAACUUACUAAUUUUGUUAGAUCUGUUAAUUAACAUUUUUAUUUAUUACUUAUAAAAUAAACUAUAAAGACUUAUAUCUUUUCUGACUAUAUUGAUGCGAGUCUGAGAAUUUGCUUUGGCUAUAAAAAUAAUUUGUUUUCGCGAAAAAGUGACAAGGUAGCCGGAUAAAGGAUAUUGUUUGGAUAUAAAAAUAAAGAUUCACACAGUAAUGGAUAGAGUUGGAGACAUGUGUAUUUAUAUAGGUGACAGAGAAGACGCUGAGUCACUACAAAAUAGCAAUGAAGCUGGAAUUACACAUAUCGUUACCGUAGAUAAAUAUCCAUUGAAAUGGAUAGAGGAGAAUGGAAUAUUUAGGUACCUGUACCACCAAUGUCUUGAUAUGGAGACUACAGACUUAUUGUCACAGUUUAAACACAUGUUUAACUUUAUUGAUGAGGCAGACAAACAGAAUGGAAAAGUUUUAAUUCAUUGUCUUGCAGGUAUGUCACGUAGUUCUACCAUAGCUGUGGGAUAUUUAAUGUAUAAGAGCAAAAUACCUCUGGAGGUGGCUAUGCAUAUAGUGAAACAGUAUAGGAAAAAGAUAAAACCAAACGAAGGAUUCAUGAGGCAGUUAGAGCUGUUUGAACAGAUUGGGUUUUCACUAGAUUCUAAUAAUGCGGCUUAUAAACAGUACAAACUUGAAGUGAUGGCUCAAAAUAUACAGACAGGUGGUAUAGAAGUUAAAGAAAGUGACCUUGCUGAAGAUGUCGGCACAAAUAAAACAGAGAAUUACUACAGAUGUAAGAAAUGCAGGAGAGCGUUAUUCAAAAGUUCCAGUCUCCUACCUCACACAGAAGGUCAAGGUGAGGCAGCAUUUGACUGGCGUAGUAAAAUUCCUGCAAAUAAGCGACCAGCCUGUGAUACAGAUGAAAAACAAGAGGACACAGUCUGCAGUAGAUCUUUGUUUAUAGAACCAGUCCAGUGGAUGGCAGGAUUUGUGAAUCAGCUAGAAGGCAAGGUGAUGUGUCCAAAGUGUGAUUCCAAACUUGGCUCUUUUAUCUGGUAUGGUGAAAGAUGUCCAUGUGGAACUUGGGUUGCUCCAGCAUUUCAUAUUCAAAGUUCAAAGGUCGAUUUUAUAAAGCCACGCCCACCAGUUGUAAUGAACCAAUCACAGAGCAACAUAAGCUCAAUGCCUUCAAAUUACACACCUCCAGGAUCUAAAGACAAUGGCCAGGCAGAGAUUACAAGUCCAACUUGAUACAUUUAUUAGAAUGUAAAAAACUAAACUAUUUUUAGGAAUAAAAUGUGAUGUUGCUUCCAACAAUAAAUUAUACUGGAAUGUCA